Messenger RNA from Pundamilia nyererei, 586 nucleotides. Its product is annotated as programmed cell death 1 ligand 1-like. The transcript is spliced from 2 exons. Gene Ontology annotation, biological process: negative regulation of T cell proliferation; T cell costimulation; immune response. Lineage: Eukaryota; Metazoa; Chordata; Actinopteri; Cichliformes; Cichlidae. The record is from RefSeq and is a predicted model, not a curated record. Gene Ontology annotation, cellular component: external side of plasma membrane. The annotation marks the transcript as partial.
AGUCGGAGUGACCUGCUGAAAGUCAGAUCUGUUCUUCAAAUCAGACUUUCAGCUUUAUUUCAAGCUUAAAUGUAAUCUGAUGUAGUCAAUAUUUAAAGUCAGGCUCUGUUAUUGACUGAAAACUCCGACAGACUCAGACAUUUAGAACAAACUAAGAGUCGGAUCAGCACAAAUACUGACACAGAGAUGGCUGCUGGCACUGCGCUGCUCUGCUGCACUUUGCUGUUUGUCCUUGUCUUCGUCUCUGCAGACCAGAAAAUCAUCACAGCUGUGUCUGGACAGGACGUCACUUUGACAUGUCAAGCUCCAAACAUCAACAUCACAGCUGUAGAGUGGAGGAGAGCUGACCUGGAAGAUGAAUAUGUGCUUUUGUACCAGGAUGAUCAGUUUGAUCCCGAUCAACAGCAUCCAUCUUUUAAGAACCGGGUGGAUCUGCAGGACAGACAGAUGAAGGAUGGAGACGUGUCUUUGAUUCUGAAACAUGUGACAAUUAAUGACUCUGGAAUAUACGAGUGUCGUGUCUUCAGAGAAGAAACAAAGUUAUGGAAGAAAAUCAGCAUCAUCAACCUGACUAUUGUUCCUCUAG